Messenger RNA from Tetranychus urticae (two-spotted spider mite), 1523 nucleotides. It is a transcript of the gene SPARC, whose product is annotated as secreted protein, acidic, cysteine-rich. The record is from RefSeq and is a predicted model, not a curated record. Lineage: Eukaryota; Metazoa; Arthropoda; Arachnida; Trombidiformes; Tetranychidae. Gene Ontology annotation, molecular function: extracellular matrix binding; calcium ion binding; protein binding. Gene Ontology annotation, biological process: anatomical structure development.
AGAGGCUAAAAUUGCUACUGGGAAGUUGAACAUUGCAAUCUUUCCCUAAAUUAGUUCACUUUACAUCGUCAGUAACUAACAUUUCAACUCAUCAUCAUAAACAUUUCUUGCCUUUUCAUAUGUUUACCUCUUGUUCAAGUUGUCCCAAGUCAUUUUAAGUCCCUAAAUAUAUUGUCGCCAUCAUUGAAUGCUUUAUAUGAUUGUUUAGUGUUAACUUAUUAAAAUUGGAAACACAUUUCAAUCUUUAAGUUGAAAAGUAAAGAUUCCCAAAUAGUACAAUGUUGGUCAAACUCUGUCUACUCGUUGUCAUUUUAUCCCUCAUUCCCUCAGGAUUUUAUGUCAAUGGUGAAAAGGUGAUUAAGAAUGGUAAAAAAUCGUCCCAAUCAGAAAUUAAAGACUCGGCUAAAAAUCCAUUACAAAAAGAUCCAUGUUCAAAGACUCGAUGUGGACCUGGUCGUGAAUGUGUCGUUGAUCCUGCAACUUCAGAGCCCAAGUGUCUUGCAUGAGAGAGUGUGGACCAAAUAAGGAUCCUCGUCGCCAAGUUUGUGAUAAUUUCAAUAACACAUGGAACUCAGAUUGUCAUUUAUUCAGACAUCAAUGUGCUUGCAAAGAUGGAGAAUCAAAAGAUUGCACUGAAAAUCAUAGCCACAUGCACAUUGAUUAUUAUGGAGAAUGUAAAGAGUUGGGUUCAUGUGAUCAAGGCACAUUAGAUGAUUUCCCUCGACGAAUGAAGGAAUGGCUUUACACAAUCAUGAGCAAAAAAUAUCCCAAACCAUCGGAACACGAGAAAGACAAUUAUCACCACGGAUGGAUUAACGCAAUAAUCUGGAAAUUCUGUGAUUUAGAUACUGAGCCACAUGACAGGAAAGUUUCUCGUCAUGAAUUAUUUCCACUUCGAGCACCUUUACUAUCAAUGGAACCCUGUAUUGGACGCUUUUUGGACUCCUGUGAUCCAAAUAAUGACCAUCUAGUAACUCUAGCUGAAUGGGGUAAAUGUUUAGGUGUUGAUAAAGGUGAAAUGGAGGAUAAAUGCAGUGAAUUCAACUCAUCUUCAGAUGACAAAUAAAUUGGAAAGAUGUAAAGCAAUGGCUUGAAGCAAAUAAUCCAACGAAUGGCUAUUAUGGUUACACUUAUUUAAUCCUGUUAAAGUUACAACAAUUUACAUUUUCUUAACUUUAAUUUGCCCAUUUUCUUGAUUACCAUUAUAAUGAGCUUUUUGAAAAUUUAAUCAAAAAUUUUUCCUUUAAAUUAAAUUCCUUUCAAAAGUUGCGCGCAAACUUAAUCAAACAAAAACCAAAACAAAAGCAAUUGAAAUUUGAAAACUUAAUGAAAACCUAAUGAAAAGAUGAAAUUGUAAAGAGGAAAAGGAAGAAAUGAAGGAAUAAAAAGAUUCAAUGUUUCCAUAUCAAUCAACUUAGACAAUAUUUCAACCUGGACUCCAUUAGAUGAAACAGCCCACCGACGAGUCUCAACUUUCACUUGAUUAAACAACAUUUAGAAGCAUUAAAACACCUUUAAACUGA